Molecule: messenger RNA, 2130 nt
Organism: Telopea speciosissima
Lineage: Eukaryota; Viridiplantae; Streptophyta; Magnoliopsida; Proteales; Proteaceae
Product: L-type lectin-domain containing receptor kinase IV.1-like
Exons: 1
Coding region: 82-2130 (682 amino acids)
Biological process (GO): protein phosphorylation
Cellular component (GO): plasma membrane
Molecular function (GO): ATP binding; carbohydrate binding; protein kinase activity
Source: RefSeq, a predicted model, not a curated record
CUCACAAAAACCUUAGAGGAGAGCAAGAAGUUGUUUACUAAAUCUGAGGAUCGAGAAAAGAAAAACUGAAGUGGCAAAACAAUGUUUUUCAAGUACUUGCUGUUUUUUCUUAUCCUUAGCAGAAUUGUUGCAUCAUCACAACAAGAAGAUGUUGGUUUCACAUACAAUGGCUUUCGAGGAGUUAACAUGAGCUUGGAUGGCUUAGCACAGAUUACACAGAAUGGCCUCCUAAUGUUGGCAAACACCACAAAGAGGGAGGUGGGUCAUGCCUUCUAUCCCCAACCGGUUUCCUUCCUGAAUAAAUCCAGUGGUAAUGUUCUCUCCUCCUUCUCUACCACUUUUGUGUUCGCUAUGUUUUCUGAGUUAGCAAUAGCAGGAGGUCCUGGAAUUGUGUUGGUGAUCUCAUCCUCAAAAAAAUUCCCUGGUGCUUUCCCAAGCAGUUAUUUUGGUCUAUUCAACACUACUAACACUGGUAAAUCAUCCAACCAUGUAAUUGGAGUUGAAUUGGAUACCACUCAAAACAAAGAAUUUAAUGAUAUCAAUGAUAACCAUGUUGGUAUUAAUAUUAAUGGUUUGAUAUCUCUUAAAUCUGCUCCAGCAUCUUAUUUUAGUGAUGAAGAGAAUCAGUUUGUGAACCUGAGCCUCAGAAGUGGAAACCCAAUGCAACUCUGGGUGGAAUAUGAUGGUACAGAGAAGCAAUUUAAUGUGACUUUAGCUCCAAUUUCCAUCCCUAAACCUAAAAUCCCACUCUUGUCUUUGAUCAUUGAUCUGUCUCAGACAAUAAUGGAUCCUAUGUUUGUGGGGUUCUCAUCAUCUACUUCUGCUUUAGAUGUAUAUCAUUUUGUACUGGGUUGGAGUUUUAAGAUGAAUGGAAAAGCAAAAGAACUCUCUCUCUCACAACUUCCUAAGCUUCCUCGAAUGGGAAUGGGAUCUAAAACAAAAUCAAGAACUUUAGUAGACAUUGGAUUUCCUGUGAUCUGUGUUAGUUUAGUGUUACUGUCAAUCUUUAUAAUCCAAUUUAUUGUAAGAAGGAAGAAGAAGUUUGCAGAAGUUAUUGAAGAUUGGGAACUUGAAUAUGGUCCUCAAAGGUUCAAAUAUAAAGAUCUCUACAUUGCAACCAAAGGAUUUAAUGAGAAGCAGCUUCUUGGUAUAGGUGGUUUUGGUAAGGUCUACAAAGGUAUAUUAUUACCCAAUUCAAAGGAAAUUGCAGUGAAGAGAGUAUCACAUGAUUCAAGACAAGGAGUGAGGGAAUUCAUUGCUGAGAUUGUUAGCAUUGGAAAACUGCAUCAUCGAAAUAUUGUAACACUCUUGGGUUAUUGCCGACGUAAAGGAGAGCUUUUUCUAGUGUAUGAUUUCAUGGCUAACGGGAGUUUAGACAAAUUCAUCUUUGAAAAUCAAUCUUCUUCUAGAAUGAAUAAUAAUAAAACAUUGAGUUGGAAUCAAAGAUUUCAUAUAGUUAAAGGCGUGGCAUCCGCGUUACUGUAUCUUCACCAAGAAUGGGAACAAGUUGUGGUUCACAGAGAUGUAAAGUCUAGUAAUGUAAUGUUAGAUGAGGAGCUAAACGGAAAACUUGGAGAUUUUGGGCUUGCAAGAUUGUAUGAUCAUGGUGGUGGUGAUCCUAAAUCUACUCAUGUGGUAGGGACAUUUGGUUAUCUUGCACCUGAACUUUCUACAACAAGGAAAGUAAACCCUAGUAUUGAUGUGUUCGCGUUUGGGGUUUUUUUACUUGAAGUUGCUUGUGGUAGGAGACCAAUAGAGCCACAAGCAUCAGAAGAGUGUCUUGUGUUGGUAGAUUGGGUGAUCUCAAGUUGGUGUAAAGGUUUGAUUCUUGAAACUGUGGAUCCCAAAUUGGAAAUGAAUUAUGAAGUGGAAGAAAUGGAAUUGGUGUUAAAACUUGGGUUGUUUUGCACCCACUCAAUUCCAACUGCAAGGCCAAGUAUGCAACAAGUUGUGCGGUAUUUGGAAGGAGAGGUUCCACUACCAGAGUUGCUGCCAUCUCUGAGUCAGAGCCAUUCUAUGCCUUUAGAAGGUACCGGCGGUGGUGAUUUCUCUAUUUGGUGUCCUUAUCUUGGGAGUUCAACGAGUCCAUCAUCAUCGAUUGCAGAUUCUCUACUCUCAGGAGGACGUUGA